AUGACAAUGGCUGAACAAUGGAAAAAAAGUAAAACAAUAGGGAUCAUUGGACUUGGUGAUAUGGGACUCAUGUAUGCUCGUAUCUUUUCCCAAAAUGGUUGGAAAGUAGUUUGUUGUGAUAAAGAUAUUUAUUUUGAGGAAUUGAAAACAAAAUAUCAAGAUGAAGAUUUUGAAGUCCUAUUGAAUGGUCAUUAUGUCUCACGUAUUAGUGAUUAUAUCAUUUAUUCGGUGGAAACAGAAUUCAUCGAUGAGAUUGUUAAAUUAUAUGGUCCCUCUACAAAACAAUUUGCCAUUGUGGGUGGUCAGACAAGUUGUAAGACUCCAGAGAUUAAAGCUUUUGAAGCUCAUCUUCCAUUAGAUGUAGAUAUUAUUUCAGUCCAUUCAUUACAUGGGCCUAAUGUGAAUCCGACAGGACAACCUCUGGUAAUCAUUGAUCAUCGUUCUAGUAGAAAGGACUCAUUGUCUUUUAUUAAAUCAUUAAUGUCAUGUUUAAAUAGUAAAAUUGUGGAAUUAUCAUAUGAAGAACAUGAUAAAAUCACUGCAGAUACACAGGCAAUGACACAUGCUGCCUUUCUUUCCAUGGGGUCAGCUUGGUCUAAGUUGAAGGUUUAUCCCUGGACAAUGGGCCCCAAUAAAUGGAAUGGUGGGUUAGAAAAUGUAAAAGUCAAUAUUUCAAUGAGAAUUUACUCAAAUAAAUGGCAUGUUUAUGCAGGAUUAGCUAUAUUAAACCCAAGUGCACAUAAACAAAUUGUUCAAUAUUCAACGAGUGCUACUGAAUUAUUUACAUUGAUGUUAGAUAAGAAAAAUCAAGAAUUAACUGAUCGUUUAUUAAAGGCUAAGGAAUUUGUAUUCAAUUCACCAUCUUCGAUAAGCCAUUCUAAAUUGCUAUUAGAUGAUUCUAUCUUAGAAAAAUUCUCUCUUUCCACAAUACACGAUGAUCGUGCUAAAAAUAUGGCAGAAUAUAUGGGUGAUGAAGAUAUGAUUAGACCCAACAGCCAUCUAUCGUUAUUAGCCAUAGUGGAUUCUUGGUAUCAAUUGGGGAUCAACCCAUACGAUCAUAUGAUUUGUUCCACCCCUCUGUUUAGAAUCUUCUUGGGUGUUUCAGAAUAUCUAUUCCUUAAAAAUGAUUUAUUUUCAGCUACGAUAGAUGCUGCUAUAAAUGACCAUUCAUUUAGAAGAGAUGAUUUAGAGUUUGUACUUGCUGCAAGAGAAUGGUCUACAAUCGUCACUUUUGAAAAUUUCAACUUAUAUAAAAAACAAUUUGAAUUGGUCCAAGAUUUUUUCAAACCAAUGUUACCAGAAGCUAAUAAGAUUGGUAAUGAUAUGAUCAAAUGCAUUUUAGAAGGUUCCAAAUAG
Henningerozyma blattae CBS 6284 is the source of this 1356-nucleotide messenger RNA. It is a transcript of the gene TYR1, whose product is annotated as prephenate dehydrogenase (NADP(+)). Bases 1 to 1356 code for a protein of 451 amino acids. Gene Ontology annotation, biological process: L-tyrosine biosynthetic process. The transcript has a single exon. The record is from RefSeq and is a predicted model, not a curated record. Lineage: Eukaryota; Fungi; Ascomycota; Saccharomycetes; Saccharomycetales; Saccharomycetaceae. Gene Ontology annotation, molecular function: prephenate dehydrogenase (NADP+) activity; prephenate dehydrogenase (NAD+) activity; NAD+ binding.